Brassica oleracea var. oleracea is the source of this 983-nucleotide messenger RNA. RefSeq names its product trafficking protein particle complex subunit 12. The record is from RefSeq and is a predicted model, not a curated record. NCBI's taxonomy places the organism in Eukaryota, Viridiplantae, Streptophyta, Magnoliopsida, Brassicales, Brassicaceae. The transcript has a single exon. The coding region runs from base 247 to 723 and encodes 158 amino acids. Gene Ontology annotation, molecular function: protein binding.
UAAACUACUGGAUACUAAAAAUAUCUGAACCGAACCAAACCGAUACGUGAAAGCCCAAACCUAGCUGAAAGUCGUUUUAUAGAUCGCUUGCUCAAACGAGUGAGGUGGACCAUGUGCUAAGCAUGUGCCCACGGGUUUUCAUAAACCCGACCCGAAUCCAACCCCUCCUCCCCUCAUUUCACCGCCGCUUCCAGCCGCUUCCAAUCCCGGCACCGCACAACCAAUCGAAGCGGCGGCAUUCGAAUCAUGCCCCCCAGAUUUCACAUCCCUCUCCGAUCAACCACCGCCCGAACGAUUCAAUUCCCUCGACGAACUCACACACGACCUCGGCUCCCUCCACGAGCUCUCAACCCGCGGGUGAGUGAAGGAAACAAGAAUCUUGUGGGGAGGAACAAGGCUUUGGUUCAUGUUGUGGCCAAGGACUACGCAGCUGCUGUGAGAGAGUAUGAGGAAUGUAUAGAGAGAGAUAGCUCGGACGUUGUCGCGGUCAACAACAAGGCUCUUUGUUUGAUGUACUUGAGGGAUCUGUCUGAUGCGAUCAAGGUGAUGGAGAGUGCGUUGGAGAGAGUGCCGACCGCGGCUUUGAAUGAGAGCUUGGUGGUGAACUUGUGUAGUAUGUAUGAGUUGGCUUAUGUUAACCACACCGAUGCCAAGCGGACUUUGAAUACUUGGAUUACACGCGUUGCUCCCGAUGACUUUGAUUCCUCUUGUACCAGGAUGUGAGGUACUGUAUGAGUUGGCUUAUGUUAUUCCGUCAUGUUCUCAAGCGGCCCUAUGCAUAUUCCUGAUACAUGUGAAUCACCUACAUUGAGAAGUAGUAACUAGUAAGCGAUCUAGUUAGGUGAUCAGGAUGAAAAAUUGCGUGAGACAUUCUCUUGCAUGCUUCGCCAUACCCAUCUUGCUUAUAAAGAGUUCGCUACAAUUGUUGUUCAACACUAACAAAGAGAGUUUGUCAUUUCAAAAUUUUCAAUCAAUAUAUGAUU